Molecule: messenger RNA, 2383 nt
Organism: Catharus ustulatus (Swainson's thrush)
Lineage: Eukaryota; Metazoa; Chordata; Aves; Passeriformes; Turdidae
Gene: SELE
Product: selectin E
Exons: 11
Coding region: 15-1478 (487 amino acids)
Biological process (GO): leukocyte tethering or rolling; response to cytokine; heterophilic cell-cell adhesion
Cellular component (GO): membrane; external side of plasma membrane
Molecular function (GO): sialic acid binding; oligosaccharide binding
Source: RefSeq, a predicted model, not a curated record
AAACUCUCAGGAACAUGAUUUGCUUGCAGUUCCUAUCUCUCCUUACCUGUGGACUUACAGUGCUGCAGGGGGUGAAUGGGUGGACAUACCAUUAUUCAGACACAAACAUGACCUACAGGGAAGCAGAGCUGUGGUGCAGGGAGAAGUAUACCAACCUGGUUGCCAUCCAGAACAAGGAGGAAAUCAGGCAUCUCAAUGCCUUCCUACCCUUCAAUCCGGGUUACUACUGGAUUGGAAUCAGAAAAAUUAAUGAUGUGUGGACCUGGACUGGAACUAACAAACAACUGACAGAAGAAGCAAGAAACUGGGCUUCAGGGGAGCCCAAUGGCAAAGGGAACAACGAGGACUGUGUUGAGAUCUACAUCAAAAGAGGGAAGGAUGAUGGCAAAUGGAAUGAUGAGCAGUGUGAGAAAAAAAAGGUCGCCUUGUGCUACACAGCUUCUUGCAACCCAUCUCUCUGCAGUGGCCAUGGAGAAUGCAUAGAGACUAUCAACAACCACACCUGCCAUUGCAACCCUGGGUUCUAUGGGCCUGAAUGCGAGUUUGUUAAGAGUUGUGAUCCACUGAAGAAACCUGAUCAUGGGAGCCUUGAGUGCCACCAUCCAUUGGGGGACUUCAGCUACAACUCAUCCUGCACAGUUCAGUGUGACGAGGGCUAUGAGCUGACUGCACUGGAAUCUGUUCACUGUACCUCUUCUGGGGUCUGGUCUACCCCCCUUGCAGCAUGCAAAGCUGUGACCUGUCCUGCCUUGGAAAUGCCUGUGCAUGGGGCUGUGAACUGCUCCCAUCCCUCUGUGCAGCUCACCUGGGGAACCACCUGUGAGUUCACCUGUGAGGAAGGAUUCACCCUGACAGGACCAGCUACACUGCAGUGUGGCUCUUCUGGAGCCUGGGACAGGCAGCAGCCCAGCUGUGCAGCUGUGAGGUGUGAGGCUGUGCCCUGGCCAGCAGAAGGCUCUGUGAGCUGUGACCACUCUCCUGCAGACCUCACCUCUGGCUCAAGGUGUGAUUUCCAGUGCAAUGAGGGAUAUGUCCUGGAGGGCUCAUCCAGCACUGUGUGCCUGCCACAGGGACAGUGGUCAGACCCAGUGCCCAAAUGCAAAGUCAUACAGUGUGAACCACUGAGCCCUCCUGAGAAAGGCUCCAUGGAUUGCUCCCACGGGGCUGGGAUCUUCACCUACAACACCUCCUGCCACUUCAGCUGCCCUGAAGGAUGGAGUCUCAAUGGCUCUCGUGUUCUUGAGUGCAGCCAUUCAGGAAACUGGAGUGCCAGCCUGCCCACUUGUGAAGCCUCUGAGCAAGCCAGCUACAUCGCUGUGGGCAUAGCAGCCACUUCUGCCUCUCUGCUGUCCACAGCAUCGUUCCUUCUUUGGCUUGCAAGGCGCUUCCGGAGAAAAGCAAAGAAGUUUAUUCCUUUCAGGAACUGGCAGGAAACAGCCAGUGAGGGCAGCUUCCAAAGUGCUGGUGAAAAUGUCUAACUCAGGUGUUUCAGGAAUUGCAGCCACCUUCACUUACAUCUCACAUUUCUGGAGAAUGAAACUGCCUGCAAAUCAGCAGCUGUCCAGAUGUUUUUACCUCUUGCUGACAAGUUGAUUGACCUUGUGUGUGAUUCAGAAAUCUUGAGCUCAAGCUGUCUGGUAUUUCCAUUGAAGACAAGCAGAAAACUCUGGCCUUCUGGCCAAAUCCUGCCUACAUUCAGCCAUGUAGUUAUCCUAAACUGGGAGCUUGCCAUCUCCUGUCCAGAUGGUGAGCAAAUAGUGCUCUGCUGCCUAAAGAGGAGGCUGGUUCCUCCUCUGUUCCACUCAGAGGUACUGAGGUGAGGUGAAGACAUGCAUUAUUUCACAUCACUUACUACACUGCUGGACGUGUCUCCUCUGGAGUCACAGGGGUUAUGCUUGCAGAAACAGAAGAAUCAGGAUGAAAAAAAUAUUCACUGAACAGCAUUGAAACUAUUGAUCUGGUUUGGGGAAGUCAGUUUAUUUUAAGAUGUCCCAGUCAAUAGAUAUGCCUGCAGUGAUAUGGACAAUUAUUCGGGUUUCUGCUGUAUAUCCCAGAAAACUUAGAUAUCUUUUUUUUUUUUUUAACUGUAACAGCACUAGAAACCAUAGUGCUUACACAAGGUACUGUGGUUUCUGAACACAGCAGGUAGAUCUGAAAUUCUCUCAUCCCUGUGGGAUUGUGUACUGUAAUAUGUGUAUAUACAUAUAUAUUUAUUUGUGCAGCUUUUACUGUGGGUAUUUCUGUGCUCUUAACUGUACGUGUUUUGUAAAAUACUUGUUCUUGAGUGGGUCUGUGGCUGUUGAUCAAUUGAUCAGAAUUUAUUUUGAAAUAAAUAGGAGGUGUUUGUAAGGAUUGCAUGCCUGCAUAAUGUUUAUGAAUGAAA